Ceutorhynchus assimilis (cabbage seed weevil) is the source of this 1558-nucleotide messenger RNA. The record is from the annotation of a GenBank genome assembly. NCBI's taxonomy places the organism in Eukaryota, Metazoa, Arthropoda, Insecta, Coleoptera, Curculionidae.
GAAAAAAUAACUUCUCCAACCAGAGGAAAGUAACUGGCAACUGCACUUUUGCAGCUAAACUAGAGCCUUGAAAGUUUCUCUGAAGAAUCUAAAAAGGCCAGCUGGAUCGAAUAAUAAAUUGCGGAUCUGUGUUUGAGACUCCAUAACAACUCUGAUACAGAAAGACACUCUUGCCAUUUUCUUCUCUAACGAGGCACUUUGCAAAAGAUCAAGAUUUACCUCUCUCAAGGUAUUGACAUAAUAUUUUCCUUGACAACCAAUUAGUCUUUGUUAAAUGUCAGACUAGUCAUACUUUCAUUAAAUCGAAUAGAUAAAAAUAUGAGUAAAAAAGCACCAAAAGUUAAUUAUCCCAAAAAGAAACCUCGAAUAAAUAUCGAUGAUUUUGGUGACACAUCAGAACCAGAGAGACAUUCUUUGUAUCAAACUUUGCUGGAUAAUUUGAAGCUUUAUGGAAGGGCUACCUUUUUGCAUCGAAUCAUAUAUGUUGGGAACCACGAUUUUCCAAAUUACGACGAAUGCAGAGUCUCAUUUCAUUCUAUAAUCACGAAAUGCAAUGAAGGAUACUGUAUCGAAACACUAUCCGGAUUUUUGUUGUUUUAUCCACGCUAUUUUGUGCACAUGGUAGAGGGUGAUGAAGAUAGCCUCAACAAACACAUCGGAGUGCUUAUAGAUCCAAAUUCAAGCUAUUUCCAAUAUUUGGGCCAAAUUAAAUUAUUGUUACACGCUUCAAACAUAAAUCAGCGAUUCCUUGAAGAUUGGAUGUCAAUAACAGGCAUCCCAGCCAAAUUGUUAGAAAAAUUAGAUUUAAACUCAGACUUUGAACAAUCUGGUCGGCACGUUUAUAAUUGCAUUAAAAAAAUGUAUUCGUUAAUUAGCGUCAACGUUGAGGAUUUUGGCCAACCAACUACUCAUGUCGCUACGGAAAAAAAACUUGAAGUGACUGCCGCUAGUCGAAUGUCCGCACUUAGUUUGAGCUCCCGUGAGGGCUCCUCACGUACACAAGAUACUGUGGAUUCUGCAUUUCUUCAAGUAAUCCCAUCAACAACUCUGUCAGAUCGAAGUGCGGGAGCCGCAAAAGAAUUCAAAAGUUUUCUUCCCGAAUACGAACUUUUAGAUUUCAUAAUCGAAUCCAGUUUCACAAUGCCAUUGAAAGAGUAUUAUGAAUACUACAAUUUCGUACCAAUGAGAGAUAUUUAUAAAGACAAGGUUUGGCCAGUACCUCACGAUUUUAUUCCUUACGAUGUCUUUGAAAAACCUUACGACUGUCCACUGGAACUACCAAAAGGAUUAAGACAACCCCGCCAUCAGCAACGCCAAAAUACAGCUGCGCAAAGUGUCGGACAGACUUUGAUUGAAUCAGGAGACGAAUCAGAAAAGGUAAAAGAACAAGGAGAAGAAAUCAACCAAGCUUCAGAGCUUUUAGAAGAUCUGAAAAUUUCAGAACCUCGAGAAGACAGUGUAGUAAUUUAAUUUUUGUAUCUGUAUUAAUACACAAUAAUUACAAAACAAUUAUUCACAUACAUAUAUAAUUUGCUUAUGAAGUUUAUAUGUCUUUCCA